Molecule: messenger RNA, 957 nt
Organism: Penicillium coprophilum
Lineage: Eukaryota; Fungi; Ascomycota; Eurotiomycetes; Eurotiales; Aspergillaceae
Exons: 4
Coding region: 1-957 (318 amino acids)
Biological process (GO): lipid metabolic process
Source: RefSeq, a predicted model, not a curated record
AUGGACGUAAAGACGAAGGCACUGAGGGGCGCAAAUGCUGUCCGCCAGUCAUCGUUGAUGAACCCAGGGGUCGAGGACAUUCUUGUUCUACGAAAGGAGAGAAUGAUUAAAACCCUGUUCGACAUCCUAUAUUAUGAUCCCAUAAUAGAUGCCUAUGUGGCUGCAGCACGCGGAACAAAGGGUAACAAAGACUUUGUGCAUAGCACAGGCAAGGAUGGUCUUCUUGGGACUAUUGGAAGUCAUGGACAUGACAAGCUUGUCACUCUAAGAUCCAUAGGUAUCGAUUGGGAUGGCUAUAUCAAGCAAAGUACCGCAGAACUUUUGACGCGGAAGGAAGAUGAGGAGGAAAGUUUGCUUGAACAGUGGCUGCGUCGAAUCAAGAACUGUGAAGAAGGAAAAGAUCUAUAUCUCAGCGGCCAUAGUCUGGGAAGCGCAAUCGUUCAGGUCUACGCCAUUCUCGCCAUUCUCUCGGGCCGUUUCAAGACCGUGUAUCUGGAUCUAUAUGGCACUUUCCCCAUCUUUGACCAAGUCGCAGCCGAUGCUUUCAACAAAGACACUCGAAUUGUCUGCAACAAUUUCCAGUACCUUUCGGAUCCUGUGCCACUGAUGAAAAGUUUAACGACCGCACUACUCUACCGCAAUUUUUUGUCGUUGCAGAUGGUUCAGGAAUUCCAAAGGAACGAUCCCGACAAGCUCACAAAGCAUGUGGGAAAGAUUUGGUACGGCAAUUUCGCCCCAGCCCAUGAUAUAUCCAUAAAUAUCAAACCUAAGCUUGAGUUUGUUUGGGCUCAUAAUCUUGACUCCUACAUGGAUGGCUUUCUUACAACCGAUAUAUGGGCCGCAUGGAAAGAAUUCCAACAAAACGAGGGCAUGAUCCAGGUUGUGCGGUCUAGCACUGAUGAAGAGAGAGACAAGGCUGUCAAGGAUGCAGAAGGUCAAUACCUGAAGUCAAAGUGA